CUCCGACUCCUCUCUGUCUCUCCUACCCAGGGCGCAUCGCUAGGCUUAAUACCUAGCCGCAAGGAUGUUGGUUAGCAGAAUGGCAGGCACUACUAGCAGGCAGUGCAACGAGCGAUGGGUGCCCGGAUGCCGGCCCAUCAUCAUCAUCAUCACCACAACCACCACCACCACCAACCAGCCCGCACACCACCUUGUUCGGCCAUCGCGUGCCGCCCGGCCUUCUCCACUCCACCGUCCCCGCCCCGGUCUUCCUGGGCAGCACAGCACACAGCGCGCAGCAGCUCUCAGUAGGUACUAACUAACGGGGCAACGCCCGCCGCCAAGACGAGGACGUCACGUCAGACAUCCCAAGGUAAUCCCUCCCCUCCCUCUCCACACGACGCCCCAUGUUUGUCGUCCGCUUCACACAUCACCGUCGCCUUUCACACGCUUAUGAACUUGGCAUUUAUUUAACACCAUCAAUCUCCCCCCCCUUGCUCGCACACUGCACCCUCUCCAUCCACCCAUCCAUCUUUAAUAACCCCUCGUCGCACCACCUCUGGCAAAACAUAUACACAUUUUGUCUGCACCGUCACCGCCUGUAACCGUCCACGUCGCACCAUUGCCGACGUCGUUCUUCCGAUAGCCGUCCACCACUUGCUCGCCGUUUACUUAUACGCACCUCGAGGAACCCACCCGCCGCAAUAGCAUCGUCGCGAUCCGUCCCCGCCACGCUGGCAUCAACAACUUCAUCCACGGUGCCCAUCAUGUCCGCUGUCAACGGCGAGAGCUCCACCACCAAGCCUCAUGGCGAAACGGCCGGCUUCGGCGGUGGCUUCCAGCCCCAGGGCAAGAUGACCGUGCAGCCGCCAAAGAAGGAGGAUCUCCAGAAAAGCUAUGCCUCAAUCGUGGGUGAUGAUGGCAACCCCAGCGGGUGGUACGGUAGUAUGGUCAAUACCCUGGGAGGGCUGAUUGGAACGCUCGGCGCCGUCCCCUGCUGCAUCUGCUGCCCGAACCCCUACAAGAAUGUCCAUCAGGGCAACGUCGGUCUUGUCACCAAGUUUGGUCGCUUCUACAAGGCUGUCGACCCCGGCCUGGUCCGCAUCAACCCGCUCAGCGAGAGACUUAUCCAGAUCGACGUCAAAAUUCAGACUGCCGAGGUCCCUGAGCAGAUCUGCAUGACCAAGGACAACGUCACUCUCCGCCUCACCUCUGUCAUCUACUACCACAUCGUUUCCCCUCACAAGGCCGCCUUUGGCAUCUCCAACGUCCGUCAGGCACUCAUGGAGCGCACGCAGACCACACUACGCCAUGUCGUCGGCGCACGCGUCCUCCAGGAUGUCAUCGAGCGCCGUGAAGAGAUUGCCCAAUCCAUCGGCGAAAUUAUCGAAGACGUCGCCGCGGGCUGGGGAGUCGCUGUCGAGAGCAUGCUCAUCAAGGACAUCAUCUUCAGCCAGGAGUUGCAGGAGUCGCUCUCCAUGGCCGCCCAGAGCAAGCGUAUCGGUGAAAGCAAGAUCAUUGCCGCCAAGGCCGAGGUCGAAUCCGCCAAGCUGAUGCGCCAGGCUGCCGACAUCCUCAGCUCGGCUCCCGCCAUGCAAAUCCGCUACCUCGAGGCCAUGCAAGCCAUGGCCAAGUCGGCCAACAGCAAGGUCAUCUUCUUACCCGGCAGCAGCUCUCAGAGCCUCAAUGCCGCCAUGGCCGCCCAGCAGAACCCGGAGGCCACUGGUGCUAGCGGCGCCGGCCAUGACGGCCCUGCGCAAUAUGACUUUGGAGGUCAGGACCCUGGUCUGCAGCAGGCCAUCAACGCCCGCGUCGUCGAGACUCUCUGAGCGACGCGCAGAUCCCGUGACAGUGUGACGGUGAAAUGCUAACUUGGGGGGUUUCGGGUGGCUUAGCGUGGUCUACUUGAUUUCGAACGCCAGUUUGGCUACAGACUGCCUGAGUCGUCUUCAACCAUUGUUGACUAUACCUGCCCGAGACCCCCCGGAGAUCGCAUCUCCCCCCUUCGUCAUUCUCGCUCUGCCACGACCAAAUUUGACGAAUGGACCCCUCGUUCAAAGUUUUCCUUGCUGUUGGCCUCUUUGCUUCCGCGAAUUGGCUUGCUUUGUUUUCCUACUUGUACGUGAAGUCGCACGGAGCAGUGGCCCCUGGUGAGGGGUUGACGGGACGAUCGAAUAAUGAAACUCGGCGACAGAAAUGUGAUACCCAGAGAUGGACAUUGGCGACACGGGAGAUCGAGGGACGAGGUGCGGGAGGUUGGCUGGUUGAUUUCUCAAUGGAUACCCCAAAUCGCUCACUGCAAGGACCCGGGGCAGCUGUAUAAUUGUCUAGACCUGUAUUCUGCUAUCAAUGCCACGCAACUCACCUUGUGCUAUCA
Molecule: messenger RNA, 2356 nt
Organism: Purpureocillium takamizusanense
Lineage: Eukaryota; Fungi; Ascomycota; Sordariomycetes; Hypocreales; Ophiocordycipitaceae
Exons: 3
Coding region: 747-1808 (353 amino acids)
Cellular component (GO): plasma membrane
Source: RefSeq, a predicted model, not a curated record